GCAAUAGACUUGUAUAUUUAUUCUAAUACAAUAGUAAAAUAGUCCUCUAUACAUGACUAAGACUGCAGCAGGAAAAUCAGUUGAAGCACACUGACUGCUACAUGCAAGUUUACAUGAGAUUCAAUAUUCCUAGUUUUCUUUGUACUGUUCUGUUCAUUGUAGGCUGUAGUGCUAGUGUGAUGAUGUAUAUGAUGGUCAUCAUAUGAACAUUUCAUACAAUCAUUUCAAUUAUAACCAACUUAAACUGAUUCUGGAAAUAAUUUAAAGCAAUAAAAAUAAUAAAAGCCAAGGGUAAGAAGCAAGGGUGUAAUGUUAUGUAACAAUAUAUUCUAUACAAAAAUAAGUACAAUACAAUAUGCACAUAUCUACUAGACUAAAUUAUACUUAUAAUUUAAUUAUAUUAUAAUAAACUCACUAGGGUUUGGAUUGAUAGAUAGAAACCGUUAUUUAUUUCAUAUAUAUUACAGCACAGUGACAUUCUUUCCAACAUUGAAAUUAAGAGCACAGGUUCAGCCAUAAUACCUUGAACAUUGGGGGAUAAGGGCCUUGCUUUAGGGCCCAAGAGUGGGGCUUGAACCCUGAGCCUCCUAUUCUACAAUCCAGAGUCUUAAACACUUGAACCUGCACAUCACACACAAUGGAGUAAAUUUGCAUGCACCAGCUGGCAGCCACACAAAAUAUUUACUUUCAGUUUUAAAGUCCUUUGAGCUAUUUACACUGGACUUCAUAAGUGAAACUAUUGUCAUCUCUCUUUAAAACUUUCACUUUUGAUUUUAAAGUUCUACGAGUUAUCCAAACUGGACUUCUUAAGAAAUACAUCUAUCGUCUUUUCCCUUUUAAGAUUCUGCUGCUGUAAAAGUUUCACAUUCACCAAGUAAACCAUGUCUUUCAUUAAGAAUAUGUGGAACAAAUGGUGGUACGGUGCUGAAUUCUUUCCGAAAGACUGGAGAGCAGUAAAUUGGGACAGUAAAAGUAAGCUUGAAGACAGUUUGAGAACUUUGACCCCAAGUAAUCCAGAUGUCAAAAAACUUCAAAUCCUACUUUAUGGACCUGUUGGAGUUGGAAAGUCCACCUUUAUAAAUUCCCUAAUCAGCGUCUUUCAAAACCGGGUUGUUUCCAAAGUGAAAGCAGCAUCAUCAUUAUCCACCAGUUGCACAAAAACUUACAAAGGCUAUGAUAUCAAAUGUUCACCAUCUGGAACUUUGCCACUCACCAUAUUUGAUUUUAUGGGUCUGGAGGAAACAAAACAAAAUGUUCAUCCUGAUGAUUUGAAAAAUGCACUGCGUGGACAUUUGCCAAAUGGUUAUGAGUUUACUCCUAACAAGCCAUUGUCUUCAAAUGACAUUCGCUACAUCAAGAACCCCUCAGAAGGCGAAAAAACACAUUGCCUAGUCUGUGUUGUGUCAGCCAAUAGUGUCUCUCGAAUGACUGAAGCUGCCAUUGGCAGGAUGAAAACGGCUUUAGAGGAAGCCAAUAAACUUGGAAUCCCUGAAGUUGUUAUCCUGACUAUGAACGAUCUAGCCUGUCCAGCGGUUCUGUAUGAUUUGAAAAAUAUCUACAGAAGCAAGACAAUAAAGGCGAAGAUGACAACAUGCAGUAACAGAUUACAAGUUCCAAUGACCUGCAUCUUCCCUGUGAUAAACUACCACGAGGAGAUAACAACAAACAAUGACACUGAUGUCCUCCUCCUGCUGGCACUGAAACAAAUUGCACAUUUUGCCAAUGAUUAUGUGGAAAUAGCUUAA
Molecule: messenger RNA, 1745 nt
Organism: Tachysurus fulvidraco (yellow catfish)
Lineage: Eukaryota; Metazoa; Chordata; Actinopteri; Siluriformes; Bagridae
Product: interferon-induced protein 44-like
Exons: 9
Coding region: 882-1745 (287 amino acids)
Source: RefSeq, a predicted model, not a curated record